Molecule: messenger RNA, 1405 nt
Organism: Ipomoea nil (Japanese morning glory)
Lineage: Eukaryota; Viridiplantae; Streptophyta; Magnoliopsida; Solanales; Convolvulaceae
Product: mitogen-activated protein kinase kinase kinase ANP1-like
Exons: 2
Coding region: 128-1405 (425 amino acids)
Biological process (GO): protein phosphorylation
Molecular function (GO): protein kinase activity; ATP binding
Source: RefSeq, a predicted model, not a curated record
UGCUUGAGCUAUUUGUUUCGUCGCAUAUCUUAAUUAGUACUGCCUGCCAUUCAAAACCACUGACUAUAAAACGUUCUCCACCUUAUACCACUCCACAAUCUCACUUCAACACCCACAACUACUAGUCAUGGAGUGGAGUAGGGGCCCCAUCAUCGGCCGGGGCUCCUCCGCCACCGUCUUUCUCGCCGCCAAGGCCUCCUCCGGUGAGCCCUUCGCGGUUAAGUCCGCCGAGUUCUCCGAUUCCGGUCUGCUGCAAAAAGAGAAGUCCAUACUUUCUCAACUUGAUUCUCCUCACGUAGUCAAGUACCUGGGAUUUGACAUUACGUGUGAGGAGAAUAAGGUUGUGUACAACGUUUUCUUGGAAUAUGUUUCCGGUGGGACGCUCUGUGAUCUGGUUAAGAAGCUGGGGAGUUGUUUGGAUGAACCCAUGAUCCGAUUCUUUGCUCGUCAGGUCUUGUUGGGGAUAGAUUAUCUUCAUUCGAAAGGCAUUGCGCAUUGUGAUGUGAAGGGGCGGAAUGUUUUGAUCAGUGAAGACGGUGGUGCUGUUAAGAUUGCUGAUUUGGGGUGUGCGAAAUUCUUGGGAAAUGGAGAAGCUGCCGGUUGUGGAUUUUCCGGCACGCCGGCUUUCAUGGCGCCGGAGGUGGCGCGUGGGGAAGAGCAAGGAUUUGCAGCUGAUGUUUGGGCGUUUGGGUGCACGGUCAUCGAAAUGGCCACCGGCUCUGCGCCGUGGCCGGAGAUGGACGACCCGGUUUCGACUCUUUACAGAAUUGGUUAUUCCGAGGAUGCUGUGCCCGAAUUUCCCGGCUGGCUUUCCGGCGACGCUAAGGAUUUCUUGAGCAAGUGCUUAAACAGAAACGCCGAAGACCGGUGGACGGCGGCGGAGCUUCUUCACCACCCGUUUCUGCAAUAUCCGAAUUCUAAUCCCGAAAAAGUCGAAAUUCUUUCGAGGAAUUCUCCCACGAGUGUAAUUGAUCAAGGUUUUUGGGAAUCGAUUGAGCCGUCAAAAUCUCCAUCACCUAUCCCGGCCUCUCCCAUCGAUCCUCCGGCGAAUAGGAUCGGACGGUUGAUCGGAUCAUCAACCUUUCCCGAUUGGGAAGACGAAGAAGGUUGGGUGAACGUAAGAGGAAUGGAUGAAGUAGUGGAAACUGUUAAUUUGUCACCCAUAGAAAAAACCGAUAAAACUAAAUUUCAAAAUUAUUGCAACCUUGAUCAAGAAGAUGAAGAUUUGACCGGCAAUGGGGGUUUUCUGUUUGAUUGUUUUGCAGAGGAGAUUAGCUUUAGUUCUAGGUUAGGUACAACAACAAAUGUAUCAUUGUCACAUGAGAAUGUUAAACAUCACUUACCACCCAAAAUUCAAGAUUUUGUGAAGAAUAUGAUUAAAAUUUCACAUUUAAUCAAAGUUUAA